Messenger RNA from Callithrix jacchus (white-tufted-ear marmoset), 1912 nucleotides. It is a transcript of the gene HOXD11, whose product is annotated as homeobox D11. Gene Ontology annotation, biological process: anatomical structure development; regulation of transcription by RNA polymerase II. The record is from RefSeq and is a predicted model, not a curated record. Gene Ontology annotation, cellular component: nucleus. Gene Ontology annotation, molecular function: DNA-binding transcription factor activity, RNA polymerase II-specific; RNA polymerase II cis-regulatory region sequence-specific DNA binding. NCBI's taxonomy places the organism in Eukaryota, Metazoa, Chordata, Mammalia, Primates, Cebidae.
CGGACGCGGGCGGGCGGCCCGGUCGGGCGGUGGCAGAUGCGCCCAACGGUGGCAGCGGCCAGCGGCGCGCAGGUGACCGGCCUGAGGCGCAGCCUGGUCAGGGAGCGCCCAGGGAGAGCUGGAGGGAAAGGGCAGCCGAUCCGCCCCCAUCGCGCGCGUCUCGGCGCCAGGAGCCGUCCCGGGGCUUGUUGGCGAGCGCUGAUAUAGAUAUAAGGACAUUUCUCUUCAUGGCGUCACGUGACAUAAUUACCACCAGAAUCAAUCAAGAUGAAUUGCACGUCAGCGCCCGGUGGGGAUUUUUGCUUAGUUGAUCCUGGCCCAAGCCUCUUGUGCAAUCGAUGGCUCAGGUUGGCUGCGCCGGGAGCGGCCAGGGGCUCGCCGGCGCGCACGCCGCGGAGCCAUGAACGACUUUGACGAGUGCGGCCCGAGCGCAGCCAGCAUGUACCUGCCGGGCUGCGCCUACUAUGUGGCCCCGUCUGACUUCGCUAGCAAGCCAUCGUUCCUUUCCCAACCGUCGUCCUGCCAGAUGACUUUCCCCUACUCUUCCAACCUGGCGCCGCACGUCCAGCCGGUGCGCGAAGUGGCCUUCCGCGACUACGGCCUGGAGCGCGCCAAGUGGCCGUACCGCGGCGGCGGCGGCGGCGGCAGCGCGGGGGGCGGCAGCAGCGGGGGCGGCCCCGGCGGGGGCAGCGGUGGCGCUGGGGGCUACGCUCCCUACUACGCGGCAGCGGCGGCGGCAGCGGCGGCGGCAGCGGCGGCCGAGGAGGCAGCCAUGCAGCGCGAGCUGCUCCCGCCCGCCGGCCGCCGGCCGGACGUGCUCUUCAAGGCGCCUGAGCCGGUGUGCGCUGCGCCGGGGCCGCCGCACGGCCCCGCGGGCGCCGCCUCCAACUUCUACAGCGCGGUGGGCCGCAAUGGCAUCCUGCCGCAGGGCUUCGACCAGUUCUACGAGGCGGCUCCUGGGCCCCCGUUCGCCGGGCCGCAGCCCCCGCCGCCGCCCGCGCAGCCACAGCCCGAGGGUGCAACCGACAAGGGCGACCCCAAGACCGGGGCUGUUGGAGGAGGGGGCAGUCCCUGCGCCAAGGCGACCCCUGGCUCGGAGCCCAAGGGGGCAGCAGAAGGCAGCGGUGGCGACGGCGAGGGCCCCCCGGGGGAGGCGGGGGCCGAGAAGAGCGGCGGCGCAGUGGCCCCCCAGCGGUCCCGGAAAAAGCGCUGUCCCUAUACCAAGUACCAGAUCCGCGAACUGGAACGCGAGUUUUUCUUUAACGUGUACAUAAACAAAGAGAAAAGACUUCAACUCUCUCGGAUGCUCAACCUCACUGACCGGCAAGUCAAAAUCUGGUUCCAGAAUCGCAGGAUGAAAGAAAAGAAACUGAACAGAGACCGUCUGCAGUAUUUCACUGGAAACCCCUUAUUUUGAGAGCUCCAGGAAGCGCCCCCUCCCCCCGCCCCACUCACCCACUGUCCUCCCCACCAGCCUGCCCUCCGCAGGCCCAAUGUCCUUGGGUUUAAUGACGCCUCUUCUCUGUGGAACUUCACGAUUCCUUCCCACGGUCAACUCGGGACCUCCCAGCGACCACUGCAGCCUGCGGACGAGGCCGGGACUUGGCCGAGCGGAUCCUAAUAAGGGGAAAAUGGUAAAUGCAAACGUCCCUUUACAAUUUUACCGCCAAUAUGCUGUUGUUUCCCCCUCCCCCUCUCCCAGUCCUCUUGGGCACGCCGCGGGGUCUUUAGGAAGUUAGGCCGGGGGACUAGAAGGCGCUGGUGUUUUGCUCUGAGUUUUAAGAGAGCCCUUCCUUCCUAUUCAGUGAACGCAGAUUAUUUAAACUUUGGGAAAUGUACCUUUGGUCUGUCAUAUCAAGGCGUGAGUCACUGUCUUUUUGUGUGAAUAAAUGGUUUCUAGUAAAAUGGAGGU